Molecule: messenger RNA, 138 nt
Organism: Plenodomus lingam JN3
Lineage: Eukaryota; Fungi; Ascomycota; Dothideomycetes; Pleosporales; Leptosphaeriaceae
Source: RefSeq, a predicted model, not a curated record
AUGAAACUUACGAAGAGAGUGAAAGCUGUCACCUGGUAUCCUGGGCUGGCUCGCAGUGAGGAGGUCGAGGAGGUCAAGGGACAGCCAAAGAUUCCACACACAAUACCCAAGAAAGUGAUUUCAAAAGGGGUUCAGUAA